AUGCUCUCAUCAACACUCCUCACCGUCGCGAGCGCGGCGCUCGCCUCCGCCCACACCGUCAUCACAUACCCAGGAUGGCGCGGCAACAGCUUGAUCACCAACUCGACCUUCCCCUACGGCAUGCAAUGGAUGUACCCAUGCGGCGGCAUGCCCACAACAACAAACCGCACCUUCUGGCCCACCACCGGCGGCGCCAUCGCCUUCCAACCGGGCUGGUUCUCCGGCCACGCGACAGCCUUCAUCUACAUCAACCUCGGCUACGGCAACGAAGGCCCCGAGUUCGCCCCCGGUCUCCACGGUCCGCCCAACAUGAGCCACCCCAUGGUCCCGCCCUUCCAGAUCAUCGGCCCGACCAAGAACCCUUACCCGGGCACCGUCUGCCUGCCGCAGGUCGCGCUACCCGCCGACGCUGGCGACUUUAACAUCAAGGCUGGUGAUAAUGCUACUAUUCAGGUCGUUGAGACUGCUCUUCAUGGCGCGGCGCUGUACUCUUGCGUGGACAUCACAUUCGCCGAACCCGGCGACCCGCGUAUCCCCCUGGUCAACGAAACCAACUGCUUCAACUCCACCGACAUCGGCGCCGCCGACAUCUAUACUCUGACUCUGCGCGAGUCGGGCCAAGGCGACUUGCCGGGUGCCAACCCGAACGGUGCGGCGGGGUUGAGUGUCCCGCAGUUGUUGUCUUGGGGCGGGUACGCGCCGCUUUUGGUGUUGGGGGGGAUUUGGGCGCUUCUUUAG
Molecule: messenger RNA, 738 nt
Organism: Dichotomopilus funicola
Lineage: Eukaryota; Fungi; Ascomycota; Sordariomycetes; Sordariales; Chaetomiaceae
Exons: 3
Coding region: 1-738 (245 amino acids)
Source: RefSeq, a predicted model, not a curated record